Morone saxatilis (striped sea-bass) is the source of this 400-nucleotide messenger RNA. It is a transcript of the gene ccl20a.4, whose product is annotated as chemokine (C-C motif) ligand 20a, duplicate 4. Bases 33 to 299 code for a protein of 88 amino acids. Gene Ontology annotation, molecular function: CCR chemokine receptor binding; chemokine activity. The transcript has 4 exons. Lineage: Eukaryota; Metazoa; Chordata; Actinopteri; Moronidae. Gene Ontology annotation, biological process: neutrophil chemotaxis; monocyte chemotaxis; positive regulation of ERK1 and ERK2 cascade. Gene Ontology annotation, cellular component: extracellular region. The record is from RefSeq and is a predicted model, not a curated record.
CAGAAAGUUGAUUCCCUGCUGAAGAGAAGCUGAUGGCAAAGCUGGCUGUGUGUGUUUCCAUCAUACUGGUGCUCCUGGUGGCACUGGGUGAAAGCAGUCCUGUGAAGUUUUGCUGCACACAGUACAAUGAACAUCCAGUCCCAGUGAAAGUGCUGAAAAACUUUAAAAUCCAGAAGGUCACAGGUUUUUGCAACAUCAAAGCAGUAAUUUUCAGGACUUCGAAAAACAAACUUCUCUGUGCCGAUCCUGACAAAAAGUGGGUGAAAGAUGCCAUGGAGUCUAUAACACAAAGACACUAAACAACGUGGAGAUCAUCUGAGGAAAUCAGCUUCAAGACACAAAGACGCACAAGAUGAAUUGAAUGUAUUUUCUUUACGGCCAAUAAAUAGAAUAUUUUUGU